ACAGAUUAUAUGGUUGGUGGUGUAUGGCCGAUCAAGGACUUGAAAGAUCCCAAAGUGGUGUCGAUCGCCAAAUUUGCAGUGAAAGAGUAUAAUAAGCAGACAAAUACAACCUUACACUUCGUAGAUGUCAUCAAGGGAAAAGAGCAUUUGGUUGGAGGCGUUAUAUACCAUCUAGUGAUCUCAGCUAAAGAUAGCAACGUUGCUUACCCCGUAAAGUAUGAAACAACGGUUUUUGAACCAGUGCUUAAAUUUGAAGACUUGAUACUCGAAUCCUUUAAAAGAUUAUCAAGGUCAGUUUGGAUUUGUAGAUAAUUAAUAGUAUCUUCUUAUUAUUAAUACAUAUAUCUACAUUGGAAAACAUGACUAUAUAUCUUUGUAGAAGAAAAUUAAUUUUUAAGG
Messenger RNA from Erythranthe guttata (spotted monkey flower), 399 nucleotides. The record is from RefSeq and is a predicted model, not a curated record. NCBI's taxonomy places the organism in Eukaryota, Viridiplantae, Streptophyta, Magnoliopsida, Lamiales, Phrymaceae.